CGGCCCGGUGGGCAGCGCUGCCACCCCGGGUGAUGCAGCUACAGCGGUGACAGCCUAGCUGAUGCCGCCACGCCGGGUGACACCAUCACGCCGGGUGACACCAUCACACCGGGUGACACCGCCGGGGUGGCACGGCAGAGGAAAGGGCGAAGCGAGCGCCCGCGGCUGCCUGGCCGUGCUCCAGCCCCGUAGUAGCAGCCGGCACCUGCCUCACCCCGGCGCUCCGGCAUCCAAAGGAGGUUCCUCACACCCAUCCCGAAGGCGCCGCCGCCUGUGCCGUGCAGAUGACAGCCCCGCCACGCGUCCUCGUCACCGCGGGGCCCACGGCCUGGGGAUCCCGGCCGGGCUGAGCAAAACCCAUCGCCUCCAGGAGAUGCCGGGGCCACCGCGGAGCCACCAAGAUGCAACUUUCUGCUGCAUCGAAGCCUCUCUGCCUUCAUUAUGUAACGCCGCUGCUGCCUGGCACGGUGCUCGCCUCCACGUCCUGCACAACUUCAGUGCAAUGUGGAAUUGAUUUCCACUCUUCUGGACUGGCUCUGUUGUUUGUUAUCAGCUGACGAGCCUUUUCUUGGAUUUCGGGCCGGGGGUGCAGGCCCACAGUGCUCCGCACAGCCAGGCUGGAAGGGUGACGGCACUGACCGGGCCAGCAGCAGGUCCCAGCCGCACAGUGUCCAUCAGGCGCGGUGCCGGUGUUUGGGCCCUGCUCUGCUGCUGCCGGCACAACGCCAGUGGAAGAGCCUCCCUCCAGUGCUGCCUUUCAGGAUGAUGGCCCCAGGAGCACCAGUGGGGACCCUCCAGGCACGUCUCUGCUGACCCGCUACACUGGGACCCCCGGGCAGCCUGGCCACCCACCUCCCCUGGAGCUGCUGGCUGCUGCUGCCAAUGCAGAGCUCCUGGGCGUGCAGGGGAGAGCCACAGCUCCGCUUCCCCAUGGCAGCCCUUUCCCCCAGCGCCCUGGCCCAGCUGCAUGGUGUGGGUGCCUCUGAGGACCACAAGGACUGACUGCUGGGCCCCCCUGCGUGCACCCAUCACCCGCUGCACCACCAUGUCUUUGGAGUGGCUGGUGGACUGGAGCUGGUCUCUGGACGGACUCCGGGAUUUCAUCGCCACUGGCAUCCAGUCUUUCCGGGACUGUGAUGCCACUGCCCUCGCUGCUGUUGCCUGCCUCCUCGUCCUCUUUGUGUGGUACUGCUACCACGUGGGGCGGGAGCAGCCCCGCGCCUAUGCCACCGUCAACGCCCUGAUGCAGAGCGCUGAGGUCAAUGGUGUGCAGAAUGGGUUUGUCUACUGCCACUCGCCUGAGUGCGUGCGCUGCACGCACCAUGACGGGCUCAACCAGAAACUCUACCACAACCUGCAGGAGUACGCCAAGCGCUACUCCUGGUCUGGCAUGGGCAGGAUCCACAAAGGCAUCCGCGAGCAGGGCCGCUACCUCAACAGCCGGCCAUCCAUCCAGAAACCAGAAGUCUUCUUCUUGCCAGACUUGCCAACCAUGCCCUAUUUCUCCCGGGACGCUCAAAAGCAUGACGUGGAGUUGUUGGAGCGCAACUUCCAGACCAUUCUGUGUGAGUUUGAGACCCUCUACAAAGCUUUCUCAAACUGCAGCCUCCCGCAAGGAUGGAAAAUGAACAGCACGCCCAGUGGGGAGUGGUUCACCUUCUACCUGGUGAACCAGGGCAUGUGUGUGCCCAGGAACUGCAGGAGAUGCCCACGGACGUACCGCUUACUCGGGAGCCUUCGCACCUGCAUUGGCAACAACGUCUUUGGGAACGCGUGCAUCUCUGUGCUGAGCCCGGGCACCGUCAUCGCCGAGCACUACGGGCCCACCAACAUCCGCAUCCGCUGCCAUCUAGGUCUGAAGACACCCAGCAAUUGCGAGCUGGUGGUGGGGGGCGAGCCUCAGUGCUGGGCUGAGGGCCGCUGCCUGCUCUUCGAUGACUCCUUCCUGCACACGGCGUUCCAUGAAGGUCCCCCGGAGGAGGGUCCCCGCGUGGUCUUCAUGGUGGACCUGUGGCACCCCAACGUCGCCGCUGCAGAGCGCCAAGCCCUUGACUUCAUCUUUGCCCCAGGACGAUGACGGCGCUGCCUGGUGUUGUGGGAUCGAGGGCAGCCGGCGGGCGGGCGGCCGUGCCAGCUCAGCUCUGCUACGGGUCCAGCACCGCACAUGGACACCUGCGGCACAGGAAGCCUCCUUCCAGCACGUGGCCUCGGGGUCCUCCAUCCCCAGGGGCUCUUGUAAAUGGAAACUGCAACGUGUAUCAACGCCCAUCUCUCUCCUCUCAUCGUUGGCUUCAGGGAUUAUUUUCCAACAUGACAGCGCAUUGCCUUCCUUCCGUGGUUAGCUGCAGCACCACUCUCGUACGUGUUAUGUUGCUACUGUGUUUUGCGGUGUUCAGAAGUAGAGUAACAAAACCAAGGGUGUUUGUUUGAAUGUAAUAAUGUAAAACUUCUUGUGGUCAUCAAAAGAACAACACACACACACACACA
This is a messenger RNA of Falco peregrinus (peregrine falcon), 2487 nucleotides long. RefSeq names its product aspartate beta-hydroxylase domain containing 2 (gene ASPHD2). Bases 968 to 2077 code for a protein of 369 amino acids. Lineage: Eukaryota; Metazoa; Chordata; Aves; Falconiformes; Falconidae. The record is from RefSeq and is a predicted model, not a curated record. The transcript has 4 exons.